AUGGCCACCUCGCUUGGUAUCCAGGUGCAGAUUGCGCCCCCUCAUAUCCCAGCCAGUUCACCACCAUUGUCCAUCCCCAUUUCAGUGACCGUCCAAAAUCUGAACAAGACCACCCCGCUGACCUUGUUGAAAUGGGGCACGCCUUUUGACCCCCAGGCCAACGUGCUUGGUAUCUUCCACAUACACGACAAAACUGACGACGUCGUCGUCCCUCUCGAUACCAUCAAAGUGUCGCGACUGUUGCCACCUAGGCCAGACGACUUGGUCGAGAUCGCUGCUGGCGCCUCAGUUGAGAACGUCGUUACGCUUCCUCGCGUCCCACUCACCACCGGCCACGAGUAUACUCUUCAAACGAGUGGUUUUUGUCAGGCGGCUUGGAGACUUCCUCUGGAGGAUGUGAAGAUGGAUCGUCUCGAGAAAUUCCAGGAUACAGAGCGGGUAGAAUAUAGUUCGAAUGUGGUCUCCCUUCAGGUGGAUUGA
This is a messenger RNA of Aspergillus terreus NIH2624, 480 nucleotides long. RefSeq lists its product as uncharacterized. The coding region runs from base 1 to 480 and encodes 159 amino acids. The record is from RefSeq and is a predicted model, not a curated record. NCBI's taxonomy places the organism in Eukaryota, Fungi, Ascomycota, Eurotiomycetes, Eurotiales, Aspergillaceae. The transcript has a single exon.